Topomyia yanbarensis is the source of this 4682-nucleotide messenger RNA. RefSeq lists its product as uncharacterized. Gene Ontology annotation, molecular function: nucleic acid binding. The transcript is spliced from 2 exons. NCBI's taxonomy places the organism in Eukaryota, Metazoa, Arthropoda, Insecta, Diptera, Culicidae. Gene Ontology annotation, biological process: DNA integration. The record is from RefSeq and is a predicted model, not a curated record. The coding region runs from base 748 to 4185 and encodes 1145 amino acids.
GAAAACGGAAAGACGCCAGGAAAUGGCUGUAAGAAGUUUGGGAACGACGGAAAUUCGGCGAAGAAUGGGUCCAGGCAAGAAUCGAGUGAAGCUAAGACAAGUAGUUCCAAAGCUGUCACCAACCAUCAUUCCGCUGGGAAGACUACGCUUUUUCGUAUUAUUCCAGUGACUUUGUAUGGGAACAAUCGAUCUGUGUCCGUGUAUGCUUUCUUGGACGACGGCUCGGAGAGAACGCUGAUUGACGAAGAGUUGGUAAAGGACCUUGGGGUUGUAGGAGAUCCGCAACCAUUGUGCUUGCAGUGGACGGCGAACGUGAAGAGGUCAGAAGCUAAUUCUCAACGGGUCGCAUUGGAAAUAGCAGGACGGUCAGGGGCAUCCAAACAUUCUUUGUCGGACGUGCGCACCGUAAGCAAGCUGGACUUACCACGACAAUCCUUGCGGUACGCGGAACUCGCAGAAACCUUUCCGUACCUAAAGGGCCUACCGAUCGAUGAUUACGAUCAAGCGGUACCGCGCAUCCUCAUCGGAAACGACAACGCUCACGUUACAUCGACACUCAAGCUACGAGAUGGCCGACCGGGAGAGCCGAUAGCAGCAAAAUCACGUUUGGGAUGGACGGUUUACGGAUCCAACCAGGACAAGUCAGGGGAUAUCGUUCAUAGUUUCCACAUAUGCGAGUGCCAGGAGGCCGAGCAGACCCUACAUGAGCUCGUGGAGAAGUUUUUCUCAGUCGAGAGUCUGGGUAUAAUGGAAGUCGCCCAUCCUGAGUCCGCGGAAACUCAACGAGCAAAUCGGAUCCUGAUGGAAACUACUAAGCGGGUCGGACAGCGAUUCGAAACUGGGCUUCUCUGGAAGUACGAUAGCUUCGAGUUCCCGGACAGCUACCAGAUGGCGGUUCGACGACUGCAGUGUUUGGAAAGGCGUAUGCAGAGGGAUUUACUCAUCGGCGAAAGUGUGAGGAGACAGCUUUCUGAGUAUCAAGCGAAAGGGUACAUACACAAAGCGACCCGGAAGGAGCUCGAUGAUUCAGAUCCACGGCGUACGUGGUACUUACCUUUAGGAGUGGUCAUCAAUCCCAAGAAGCCGUCCAAGGUUCGUAUCUUCUGCGAUGCAGCGGCCAAAGUGGAUGGAGUCGCACUCAACACGAUGCUGUUGAAAGGGCCGGAUCUGCUAAAUACGUUGCUCAAUGUUCUAUACGGAUUCCGGAAGAAACGGGUCGCUCUGUGCGCGGAUCUGAAGGAGAUGUUUCACCAGAUUCGGAUUCGACGAGAAGAUCGACAUGCGCAACGACUGCUUUGGCGAGAUGAUCCUACACAAGCCCCCGAUGUGUAUUUGAUGGACGUCGCAACGUUUGGUGCAACGUGUUCACCGUGUUCGGCACAAUUCGUGAAGAAUUUGAACGCUAAGGAGCAUUCAAGACAGUAUCCAGUUGCAGCCGACGCAAUUAUCCGGAAGCACUACGUGGAUGACUACUUGGACAGCGCUGACGACGUUGACGAAGCGGUGAAGCUGGCACAUGAAGUCAAACUGGUCCACUCUCUCGGCGGAUUCCAUCUGCGGAACUGGCUUUCGAAUUCCACCGAGGUUCUCGCACGGGUCGGGGAGAGAGACCCAGUCACAGAAAAGUGUCUCCAGCUGGACAAGAACAGUUCAACCGAACGCGUGCUCGGGAUGUACUGGAAGCCGGUCGACGAUGUCUUCACGUUUACAACGACGCUAGCGGUGGGUGCGGAGCAUCCAACUAAGCGCCAGGCACUGCGAGUAGUGAUGAGCCCAUUCGAUCCGGCAGGAUUGUUGUGUUUUUUCCUCAUUCACGGCAAGGUACUAAUCCAGGAGCUGUGGAGGGCGAAGACGACAUGGGAUCAACUAAUUCCGGAGGAGUUACUUGGAAAGUGGAUGCGGUGGACGAGUUUGUUCAAACAUCUGGACCCGAUUAGCAUUCCGCGUUGCUACUUUCCGCAACGUUCGGUGAAAGAUAUCUUGUCGCUGCAACUGCAUAUCUACGUGGAUGCUAGCGAAGAAGCUUAUGCGUGUGUCGCUUACUUUCGGGCGGUAUUUCCGGAUGGGAUUUCUGUUGCGUUAGUCGGUGGGAAAUCCAAGGUGGCUCCACUGAAGGCACACUCCAUCCCACGGUUGGAGUUGAUGGCAGCGGUAAUCGGAGUUCGCUUGAUGAAGACCAUCCUCACUGGGCACUCGCUCGUAGUCGAGAAGACAGUGUUAUGGUGUGACUCUAAGACGGUGCUGGCUUGGAUAAAUUCAGAUCAUCGAAGAUAUCGCCAGUUCGUAGCUUGCCGAGUAGGUGAGAUUUUGUCCAAGUCGGAGGCGAAGCAAUGGCGUUGGAUAUCAUCGAGAAAGAACGUCGCCGACGAUGCGACAAAGUGGGGAAAAGGGCCGUGUUUGUCCUCAGGCGGCCGUUGGUUCCGUGGUGACAACGAUUUAUAUUUGCCAGAAGAUCAAUGGACCAUAGAUGCAGAUUCAGUCGGCGCGACGACCGAUGAAGAGCUGAGGUCGUGUUUGGUGCACAAGGAGGUUAUCGUACCGCCACAACUUGUGAGGUGGGAGCGAUUCUCGAAACUGACGCAUUUGUAUCGAUCGGUAGCACAUGUUCAUCGCUACGUACAAAAUCUACGGCGAACGGUAAAACGAGAGACUCGACUGGACGGACCACUCACUCAAGAGGAAUUAGCAACAGUCGAAACCACAAUCUUUCGUUGGGUGCAGUGUGAGCAGUAUCCGGACGAGGUGGCGACUUUGUCAGUAAUGCGGGACAAGCAGCCAGGACAACAGGCGCGGCUAGAGAAAACCAGCAAAAUAUACAAACUGUCUCCGUACUUGGACGAAGCAGGUGUUAUUCGUUCUGAUGGAAGGAUAUCUGCUGCGACCGUCGCCGCGUUUGACGCUAAGUUUCCAGUAAUAUUGCCGAAAGCCCAUCCAGUGACUAGACUGCUGGUUGAAUGGUACCACCAACGAUUUCUUCACGCCAAUGGCGAGACUGUCGUGAACGAAGUGAGACAGCGUUUCCACAUAUCGCAGCUGCGCCCGUUCGUGCGUAAGGUGGCUAAAGAGUGCGCCUUGUGUAAAGUCAAGAAGCCAAGUCUGGCGACACCCCGAAUGGCUCCACUCCCGGCGGCCAGGUUGCAGGCGUACGUACGUCCAUUUUCCUACGUAGGCGUCGACUAUUUCGGGCCGAUCGGCGUGCGGGUGAACCGAAGUAUUGCAAAACGAUGGGUAGCUCUGUUCACGUGUAUGACCACACGAGCAAUCCAUCUCGAAGUCGCUCACACACUUUCAACGGAAUCUUGCAAGAUGGCGAUCAGGCGUUUCAUCGGACGCAGAGGAGCACCUGUGGAGAUCCGCAGCGACAGGGGCACAAAUUUCGUGGGAUCGAGCAACGAACUUAAGCAGGAGAUGGGCAAAAUCGAGCGCCAGCUUGCCGAAACGUUCACCAACGCGAACACGAAAUGGGUGUUUAACCCACCUGGAUCACCUCACAUGGGUGGCGCCUGGGAGCGUCUAGUGCGGUCGGUGAAAAUCGCUCUUGCUGCAAUGGAGUCUUCUCGAACGCCGAACGAAGAAACGCUGGCAACGUUGCUAGUGGAAGCUGAGAGUGUGGUCAAUUCGAGACCGCUAACAUAUAUUCCUCUGGAGACGGCGCAACAGGAGGCUCUAACACCGAACCACUUUCUUCUAAUGAGCUCGAGCGGCGUAACGCAGACUCCGAAGACGCUUACGGAUCCAAGACAAGCCUGCAGGAACGACUGGAAUCUAUGCCGUACAAUGGUAGAUCAGUUUUGGCGCCGGUGGGUGCGGGAAUAUCUUCCUACCAUCGCACGUCGUACCAAGUGGUUUGAGGAGACAAAACCGAUCGAGGUAGGAGAUUCGGUGAUCAUCGUAGAGGAGAAGAUACGCAACGGAUGGAUUCGAGGACGUGUAGCCAAGGUCGUGGUGGGCCGAGAUGGGCGAGUUCGCGAUGCCGUGGUGCAAACUCCCGACGGAAUGGUGCAUCGACCUGUUGCAAAGCUGGCGCGGAUCGACAUAGAAAAGGUGGGGCUUCAGCCGGGAACAGCAGAAGGUAAAGCUGAACCGGAGAUAGCUAACCAGCCUUACGGGUCGGGGAGUGUUACGGUAUGUCCCGCUGACCCCUUCCAACUCCACGGUCUACCACCUGUCGGUGGACAAUUUUGAUGUAGUGAGGACCAUUUGAAAUGGAAGGAUAGGAAAAGGGAAAAAAGGACCGUUUGAAAUGGAAGGAUAGAAAAAGGAAAAAAAGGAUCGUUUGAAAUGGUAGGAUAGAAAAACAUAGACGUCACGUAGAGAUGAGAGAAAGGUAUAAGAAAAAAGAAUAGAUAGAAAUUGUUGGAAGUUUAAGUAAAUAGAACGUUGAAUUCGUGAAGAUAUAAGCAAACAUUUAUUUCCGUAAGUAGAUCCUAUGGCAGCACGAAUUUACAUGAGUACAAUUUCUGAAUUAAAACCUAAACAGGUGCCGGAAGGCCAAGAAACGCACUCAACCGUUCGAAUUGUGCACGAUUGAGGUUAGGUGAUACGUGACUUGCGUAUUGCCCUGUAAUCUAGCCGUAAUUGUUGGGAAUUAACGAGAUACAAUAAUUGACCGAUCUUUUAGCUGAUACCGUUUGGAAUACAUUCCUUAGGGUGUUGCUGAAAAGCCUCUUAUUUAAUCCACC